Molecule: messenger RNA, 486 nt
Organism: Budorcas taxicolor (takin)
Lineage: Eukaryota; Metazoa; Chordata; Mammalia; Artiodactyla; Bovidae
Product: ATP synthase subunit d, mitochondrial-like
Exons: 1
Coding region: 1-486 (161 amino acids)
Biological process (GO): proton motive force-driven ATP synthesis
Molecular function (GO): proton transmembrane transporter activity
Source: RefSeq, a predicted model, not a curated record
AUGGCUGGACGGGAACUUGCUCUAAAAACCAUUGACUGGGUAGCUUUCAGGGAAAUCAUCUCCCAAAACUGGAAGGCCGUGACUAAUUCCUUGAAGUCCUGGAACGAAACCCUCACUUCCAGGUUGGCUACUCUGCCUGAGAAGCCAUCUGCCAUCGACUGGGCUUACUCCAAGGCCAACGUGGCAAAGCCUGGCUUGAUGGAUGACUUUGAGAAGAAGUUUAAUGCCCUGAACGUUCCUAUACCAGAGGAUAAAUAUACUGCCCAGGUGGACGCUGAAGAAAAAGAAGAUGUGAAAAGUUGUGCUGAGUUUUUGUCUCUUUCAAAGACCAGGAUUCAGGAAUAUGAGAAAGAGCUGGAGAAGAUGAGGAACAUAAUUCCAUUUGAUCAGAUGACCGUUGAGAACUUGAAUGAAGUCUUCCCAGAAACCAAAUUAGACAAGAAGAAGUCCCCCUACUGGCCUCACAAGCCAAUUGAGAGCUUAUAA